Messenger RNA from Microthlaspi erraticum, 948 nucleotides. Lineage: Eukaryota; Viridiplantae; Streptophyta; Magnoliopsida; Brassicales; Brassicaceae. The record is from the annotation of a GenBank genome assembly.
AUGAUGCUACACAAUGCCAAACUUUCAACCCCAAACGCCAUAGAGCCACCGCAGCACAGCCGGCGAACCGCCGCAUUAGCCUCUCAGUCGCUCGAACGAAGCUGCAAACUAUCGCGCCGGAAUCUAAGUAAAUCCUCGCUGCUUCUACUCAUCGGUACUCAAACUACUCUGACGCCAUUGUUCGAUCUCUCCAAAGCCCAAGCAGAUACAAUCUCUCCCGAAAUCGAUAAUUCAACAAAUUGCGGAGAUAGAGUUCCGACGAAGAAAGCAUUUCUCGACGUAUCGAUCGACGGAGAACCAAUCGGGCGGAUCAUCAUCGGUUUAUACGGAGACGACGUGCCGGCGGGGACCGCCAGAUUCAUCAGCAUCGUGAGCGGGAAAGCCGGAAUCAGCUACCGGAGAAAAGAGUUCGUGAAGAUCAUGCCAGGCUACGUCCAGCACGGCGGGAUCAGAUCGUACGGCGCCGACGCCGAGCGAGCCACCGCCGCGGCGGGGAGUCUCCAGAACCUAAUCGAAGAAUGGGAGAGCGGGAAAAGAGGCGAGAGAUGCAAUAAAAGCAAGGCGGGGAGUGUUGGGAUCGUGGUGAGAGAUCCGUUGAAACCGCCGCCGAAGACGAAGCUGGUGGCGAAGAACGGGAAGCUGGAGGUGCAGGAAGAGGAAACGGCUGUGGGGCCGAACGGGACGGAGUUUGUUAUAGCGGCUGCGGAAUCGCCGGAGCUGGAGGAAUCGGUGCUGGUGAUCGGGAAAGUGUUGGAAGGAAUGGGAGUUGUGGAGAAGAUGAGUCAAGUGAAGACGGUGAGGGAUAAUACAGGAUCUCCUUAUUUCAGGGUGGCUAAAGUGAUCGGAGAUAAGAGAGCCGUGGUGGCGGAGAGAGGGUUUAAUCGGCCUUAUUCAAAAGUUUUAGUCACCAAUUGUGGUCUCAUGGAAGAAGAGUCACAAUCGCUAUGA